Messenger RNA from Zingiber officinale, 4559 nucleotides. RefSeq names its product tRNA(adenine(34)) deaminase, chloroplastic-like. Gene Ontology annotation, molecular function: tRNA-specific adenosine deaminase activity. Gene Ontology annotation, biological process: tRNA wobble adenosine to inosine editing. The transcript has 4 exons. Lineage: Eukaryota; Viridiplantae; Streptophyta; Magnoliopsida; Zingiberales; Zingiberaceae. Gene Ontology annotation, cellular component: chloroplast. The coding region runs from base 254 to 4288 and encodes 1344 amino acids. The record is from RefSeq and is a predicted model, not a curated record.
GACCGCACUAGCGACGACACUGUCACCAGGCAUGGCGUUCGCGAUCUCGUUCCGCCGGACUUCCAAAAGCUUCGCCGUCCGUUCCCUCACCUUUCGGGCUCUCUCCCUUCGUCGCUCCUCUCUUCUCAGCUCACUGGCGUCAUAGCAUCCUCCUCGGGCAACGUAACUGCGCCGCCCUUUGCCAGAUCUUAAGCACCGGCUGCUUCUUCCGGUACGUCCCCGUAUUUUCUCUUCCGUAUCCUCACGCGUUCCCAUGUACUGUGGCUUCUCCGGUAGUUCCCUUGUGGUGAGGGGAAAACCCUCCUUUUAUCAUCCUCGCCGUGUCUCGCUGCUCGACGAUGGAGGCGGUGUCGAAUUUUCGCUCCAAGGGCUCUCCUUAAAUCCUAGAUUUCUGCUCUAUGGCUACUACUUGAGGCGGUCCAGCCUGAUCUAUUGGUCGCCUCUGAGAACCUUCCUCACUGGGCAUGGUGAGCAUAUUUAUUCCAGUACGAGCCCUUGCAAUGGAGAGCCGCGCUAUGCAAGGCUUUUACUUAAGGAAGGAGGUUGUAAGGGUUGUCGUUGUUGCUGUCAGACUUCCCAGCAAAGCUUUCGGGAGUACUACAGAGAAGACUCCGAUGAUAUGAUUUGGGAGAACGAAGCGGAUUAUGCUGAAUUCGAUCGUGGGAGGCGGUAUGCCAAGAGAGGAGCUCAGAUCAAAUCAAUUGGUGACAAAAAGGCGCGAUCUUUAAGGGCGAGGACUACUGGAUCGAGCACAGUCUGCCCCUCGUGUGGGCACGAUGGCGAGGAGAAUAGGGAGCGAAAGUUUGGCCGUGAAUCACAGCAUAGCUCGCAAAGUAAGAGGGCAUGUGGUGGCAAGAAAGUCAAUGCUAUGCGAAGAGAGGUUUAUCAAGUCCGGAAAAUGGAGGAUGAUGUUAGUCAUGACUCAAGCAAUGAAUCAGAUUAUGUAGAGAGAAGUGUGGGGAUCCGCAGUAGAAAGGCAAGGACUAAGUUAAUAGCUUCAGCUCAUCAAGAAGAAGAUGAUCAUUGUGUCAGUGAAGAAGUCUAUGCCACGGCAGCAAAUUCACAGAGAAAACGUGGAGAUUAUGGAAGACUCUCCAUGCCAAAUGAGGAUACUAAUGUAGCUAUAAUUUCAAAGAAUGCAGUUAAUUUGAGAAGGGUGGACAAUGAGAAGCAUUCAACUUCGUUGAUGAAGAAGCAUGGUGAAGUGUAUCAGAGACUAGUUGAACAAAAUGACCAGGAACUCGACAAAGGAGUGCAAAAAGGUUCUUCAUUGAGUGUUUCAUCUCAAAGAAGACGCGAAGAUCAGCAUACAAGACAAAAAGUUGUGGAGCUGGAGUCCAGGAAAGGAUCACGAGAACUUCAAACUGUAUCUGGUACACAUGAGUAUGGCACAAUGAUGGCUAGAUCCAAGAAAUCUGUUGAUGAAAGUAAGUUUGACAUGGCAGAAAGUUCAGCAUCUCCACUGAAGCAGCAUCACCAAGUAGACAAAAGAGUAGUUGGACAAGCUGAACUGAGAACUGAUGUCAGUAAUGAAUAUUUUCAUAAUCAGGAUCAUGUUUCUAGGAUAAACGAGUCUAGCAAAGGAUCUCAAAGUUUUUUGAGAAUGUCCGAGAUAUGUGAGGACAAUGUUAAUACAAUCUCACAUAACAUGCUUGAUUCAAGGAAGGAGAGCAAGGACAUUUCUAUAUCAACCUUGAAAAGGCAUAUUGACUUAGAUCACAAAGCAGUUGGAAGCAAUCAAAGAACAGAACAUGUACAGAAUCUUAGGCGCAUAGACGAAAUCCAAAGUAGCAACAUCUUGACAGCCUCAAAUGAAGAGAGGCAACAUGAGCAAGUGAUGGUAAGGAAGACAGAUGAUAAAUUAAUUUCAGUUCACAAAGCAAGAGAUAAAAGAGAUCAAGUUGACCAACAGAUUAUUGACUAUAAGGAACUUGAUGCACAGUACAAAAAUGAUUUUUCUGGGCAAAAGUUAAGGGGAAACAAGAUUAACAGUUCAGAAGUUAUUGCUCAAUCAAGGAUAGAUGAUCAGGCAGACUAUUCUACUUCAACUGUGAAUCUAGUUUAUCAAGCAGGGAGGCACCAAAACCAAUCAAGAGGAGGCUAUGAGCAAUCCGUUUCACAAAGUGAAACUGGAACAAAAUCUAGUAAUUCUGAGUUGUCAACAAAAGAUAGUGGAAGGAUGUCAACAGCUCAAAUCCAAUAUAAUUCAGUUACAAAAAAUGAUCUCUACAUUGGUCAAAGCUUUUCAAGAAGAGAAUCUCUGAAGGAUACUGGAAUACCUCAGCACUCAGUGACGGCCCCUCAGAGACAAGCUAAUUCACAAUUGAUUUGUAAUACGAGAAUUGUUGACCAGAAAGAGAAUUCCUCAUUGUCACUGGUGCAGGAUGAGAAAAUGAAAGCGAACAUUUUAACUGGAGAGAAUUCACAAUCUAAAAGUCAAGGAAUCUCUUCCCAUGAAACUCCAGAGGGUGGCUCCAGCUCUGAUUACACACAUAUCCAACAAUUUGAUAGACAAACUAGUAAAGAUGAGAUAUACCUAGUCAAAGGUGAUAUACUGGGUUCUGCUAGUAGAUUGGAGAGUUCUUCUGCAAUGUAUGUUGAUGAUUUUGUGGAUAAGAUAAGGCAGGAGACGUCAAGUUUUAAAAUAUCUUCUGAAACUUCGACAGAAGAAACACAUAGUAAAAGCCAUCAAGAAACUAUGUCCAUGCAGUUAGGUGGACUUGGUGUCAUGUCACAAGACAAAGAUGACAAAUACAUAAAGGAAAGUCCAAGGGGAUCUACAUCUGGAUCUGGAAUAAAAGGUCCAUCAGAUGAGGUGUGGGAAGUUAGAAACACAAUUUCUCAAGAAGAUAAUAGGAAAGAGCUGGGAGGAAAUGGUUUAUCUGCUGGAAUAGUGGAUUCUACAAUUACAUCAAUUGCAGAAAAUAUUAAUGCUAAUUCAACAAUUACUUCAACUGCAGAAAAUACUAAUGCUAGAAGAACCUCUAGGUCCUUGUGGACACACAUAUCAGAUAUUAUUCGGAUGGGUUGGAUCCGUCGUGCUGAAUCUCACACUUCAACUCAUAAAUCAGGCAAGAAGAGCUCCUCUGAAGGCAGUGAGGCUUGGUUUUCUGGUCAAGAUGCAAGCGAUAAUGAUAAUGAGACCAAUGGACAAAGCAGUGAUUUGACACAGUUAUUGCCAGUUGGAGCCCCUAUUGAACAAGGCCAUGAAGCAUAUUCAAAUAUUACUGGGGGAAAUUUGGAAGCACCAGAUGUUGUAGUCAUGCAGUCGGGAAUCACUGAAUCCACCUCAAUGGGAGUUUCAAGGGGUUAUGUAUCAGUAGGUGCCUCCAUUGAUUCAAGGCCGAUAGAGAUAGAAUUGGCUGAUAAUGAAAAGGGAUCAGAAGAUAUUACUUCUAGUACAAUUCCAUCUUACCAAGUACCACCACUAAUUGGUUCUGCACCUUCAGUUUCCAUGGAUGAAGGAAUAUCUUAUACAGGAAAUCUUACCAUACCCAAUUCUGGCUCUGGCUACAUCGAAGCGGAAGAAAAUCUGAUAACAGAUAAAAUAUCUGAAGUUGAUAAAAAUGAGACGAAAAAUGGGGAUAUAAAUAGGAGAAAACUUCAAAGGAAUAAGCAAGUACUGAAAGAAACAUUUGAAGAUUGGGAAGAAGCAUACAGGCUCGAGAGUGAGCAGAGAAAAAUUGAUGAGUUUUUUAUGAGGGAAGCUCUGGUAGAAGCACAGAAAGCUGCAGACAUCUGGGAGGUACCCGUUGGGGCUGUGCUGGUGCAUCAAGGGAAGAUAAUUGCUCGUGGAUUCAAUCUAGUGGAAGAAAGGAGAGACUCGACUGCCCAUGCUGAAAUGAAUUGUAUACGUGAAGCCUCUAAUGUUCUUCGGACUUGGCGGCUUGCUGAAACAACACUUUAUGUGACACUUGAACCCUGCCCAAUGUGUGCUGGGGCGAUCCUCCAGGCUAGAAUUGAAACCGUGGUGUGGGGAGCUCCUAACAAACUAUUAGGAGCUGAUGGCAGCUGGAUCAGGUUGUUUCCUGGUGAUGGAGGAAGCAAUAGCUUAGAUGGAUCGAGCCAAUUACCGGGUCCUGUCCAUCCGUUCCACCCAAACAUAAAAUUAAGGCGUGGAGUCCUUGCAACUGAAUGUUCAGACGUACUACAGCAAUUUUUCCAACUCAGAAGGAAGAAGAUAAAGAAGCAGCAAAAGUCAUCACCCGAGUCAGACUUGCCAGUACCAAAUCACCCAAUAAAAUUGUUCACAAGGAUGCACAACCUGUUCUCUGUAUUUUGCUUAUAGACUCGAGUAUAUUAGCUCAGGUAUAACUUUAUAGUUCCAUGCCUAUCUACAAGUCGGUUAUCCCUUACAAUGUACACUUGCCCUAUGUUGUAUUGAUCCCCUCAGAGCCUUCCCUUGAUCAAUCCCGACAUCUAGUGAUGACUUUAUAGAUUUUCAGUGUAUCUCAUGCCUACAUUUGCAGAAGAAGUGCCAUUAUUCCACGAUUGUAAUUUGGACAAUUUGCAUUGGUUAAUUGCAAGCACUUGAGAAUGAAAGUAAUAAUUGUGCUGAA